UUUAAUAAAAACCUUUUAAACAAAAACACAAAAUCGUUCCAACAAAUGUUAAUGUGCAAUCGUUCUACAAAACUUUCAAUUCGGACGUCCGUCGUAAACUUAUGUGUCUGCUAGAAAGUGUUUCUAUUUCAGUGGCGAUUGUUGGGAUUGCUCUCGAAAUAAACCAAUGCGAAAAUUAAUGGAAAAAUGUCUCGAUCGUCAAUAGAAAGCAAAAUUGACGGCUUGGAGAAUAAGCUGAAAUUGGAAAAUGAGAGACGGGAUAGUACCCAUGGAAGGUUUUCGAUGCCUAAGGGGAAUGGUUUUAAGAAACCUAUACCACCUCUCGGAGAAUUCAAAUCAGAUGGCACACCGGUCAGACAGAGAAAAAAUUUGAAUCUACCAUUCCCGAGCUCAUUACCAAAGCAAGAUCCUACGGAGACUGAGAACAAAUUAAAGGAAAUUUAUAAGAUGCAAGGAAAAUUGAAAAUAAAUGAUCAAUAUUUUGCUACGCAAAACGAUUUAGAAGAUCUCGGCGAAAUGGGUAAUGGAUCUUGUGGGCAUGUCGUUUAAAAGUUGCACAAACCUAGUGGUGAAGUCAUCGCUGUCAAGCAAAUGAGACGGUCAGGCAACACCGAUGAAAACAAGCGCAUAAUCAUGGACCUCGAAGUGGUUUUAAAAUCCCAUGAUUGCCCUUACAUUGUACAAUGCUUAGGCUGUUUUAUAACCGAUGCCGAUGUUUGGAUUUGCAUGGAACUGAUGGCAACUUGUUUUGAUAAACUAUUAAAAAGACUCAACAGGCCGAUACCUGAAGAUAUUCUUGGAAAAGUCACUGUUGCGACUGUUAAUGCUUUGUCAUAUCUCAAGAACAAACGGUGUUUUCAUAGAGAUGUGAAGCCUUCGAAUAUCUUGCUGGACGCGGGCCGAAUAAAACUAUGUGAUUUUGGUAUUAGUGGAAGAUUGGUGGAUUCAAAAGCGAACCAGGUCUGCGGGUUGUGCGCAUAUAUGGCUCCAGAACGAAUAGAUCUGAGCCUAGCAGAUUAUGAUAUUCGAGCCGACGUCUGGUCAUUGGGUAUUACUCUAGUCGAAUUAGCCACAGGACAGUUUCCUUAUAUGGGAUGUAAUAACGAUUUUGAAGUCCUCACCAAAGUCCUGGAAGAGGAUCCGCCUACGUUGUCCGCACACGGCGGAGUUUUCUGCUGA
Messenger RNA from Ctenocephalides felis (cat flea), 1179 nucleotides. Its product is annotated as dual specificity mitogen-activated protein kinase kinase 7-like. Lineage: Eukaryota; Metazoa; Arthropoda; Insecta; Siphonaptera; Pulicidae. Gene Ontology annotation, molecular function: ATP binding; protein kinase activity. Gene Ontology annotation, biological process: protein phosphorylation. The record is from RefSeq and is a predicted model, not a curated record.